AUAAAUAUAGACCCAAAAUGCGUUACCUCCCUGCGAUUCAGAGGAGAAAACAAUCCCUAAAUUUAAUAACUUAAAUCAAACAAAAUUAAUAAAAAUGGCAAGCGGUGGGAAGGUUUCAUUCAAGGUUACGCUGACCUCCGAUCCCAAGCUCCCUUUCAAAGUGUUUAGCGUUCCUGAAGCUGCUCCCUUCACCGCCGUUUUGAAAUUCGCAGCUGAGGAAUUCAAGGUCCCUCCACAAACCAGCGCUAUUAUCACCAACGAUGGUGUAGGAAUCAAUCCUCAGCAAAGUGCAGGUAAUGUCUUCCUCAAACAUGGUUCUGAGCUACGUUUGAUUCCCCGUGAUCGUGUUGGAGCUUCAAGGAUGUUGGAAACUGCAGCAUCAUUUGAGUAAAGAGGCUGGUUCAUUUCCUUGGUUGCUUUAAAUCCAUUGAGUUUCUUUACAUUUUUUAAUGUUGGGAGCAUAGAAGAAAUAUUUCCUGUGCAUCAUACUCCUUUUAUAUCAUAGACCUUGUGAUAUAAAAAGUUUCUAAAAUGGAUGGACUAUUCUAUAA
Mangifera indica (mango) is the source of this 551-nucleotide messenger RNA. RefSeq names its product ubiquitin-fold modifier 1-like. The transcript has 4 exons. NCBI's taxonomy places the organism in Eukaryota, Viridiplantae, Streptophyta, Magnoliopsida, Sapindales, Anacardiaceae. Bases 95 to 391 code for a protein of 98 amino acids. Gene Ontology annotation, cellular component: cytoplasm; nucleus. The record is from RefSeq and is a predicted model, not a curated record. Gene Ontology annotation, biological process: protein K69-linked ufmylation.